This is a messenger RNA of Actinia tenebrosa (Australian red waratah sea anemone), 2055 nucleotides long. RefSeq names its product 3-phosphoinositide-dependent protein kinase 1. The record is from RefSeq and is a predicted model, not a curated record. Gene Ontology annotation, biological process: intracellular signal transduction; peptidyl-serine phosphorylation. Lineage: Eukaryota; Metazoa; Cnidaria; Anthozoa; Actiniaria; Actiniidae. Gene Ontology annotation, molecular function: protein serine/threonine kinase activity; ATP binding.
UUUUAGUCAAAAGCCCAACUUGACGACUUCACGAAGAAAAACAACUUCACAAAUUGUAAUUAUUUUACCCAGAUGAACUAAAACCAUCUACCCCCGACCCUCAUGGAAACUAAAGAGCCAAUGUCUUCAGAAUCGCCAGCUUCACCAACCACAAAUGAAGUCAAACCAAUACUAAAGAAAAAAAGACCUGAAGAUUUUAAAUUUGGGAAAAUCCUUGGAGAAGGGUCCUAUUCGACUGUUUAUGUGGCUCUGGAAAAAGCAACUGGGAAAGAAUAUGCAAUUAAGGUGCUGGAGAAGCGACAUAUGAUCAGAGAGAAGAAAGUCCCACAAGUACAAAGAGAAAAAGAAGUCCUAAGCAAACUCAACCAUCCCUUCUUUGUCAAACUUUACUUCACUUUCCAAGACAAAGAAAAACUCUACUUUGGUCUCAGCUAUGCAAAAAAGGGAGAAUUACUACCAUACAUCAAUAAGCUUGGUGCAUUUGACGAGACUUGUACACAGUUCUACUCAGCAGAGAUUAUCAGUGCACUGGAACAUUUACAUAGCCUACAUAUUAUUCACAGAGACCUUAAACCAGAAAAUAUACUUCUAGAUGAAAAGAUGCAUAUUCAAAUAACAGAUUUUGGCACAGCAAAAAUACUGAAUGAUAAUGAUAAAGGACGUAAUUCAUUUGUAGGAACUGCUCAAUAUGUCUCACCUGAGCUGCUUACUGACAAACGUGCUUGUAAAAGUUCAGAUAUUUGGGCUCUUGGUUGUAUAAUAUAUCAGUUACUGUCAGGAUUACCACCUUUUAGAGCAGGAAAUGAAUAUCAAAUUUUUCAGAAAAUUAUAAAACUAGAGUAUGAUUUUCCCAGUGGAUUUCCUUCUGUUCCAAAGGACUUAGUAGAGGAGAUUUUGCAUCUCGAUCCUACCAAGAGACUUGGUUGUGAGGAAUGUGGGGGGUUUGAAGCUCUCAGAAGUCACCCUUUCUAUGAAGGUAUUGAUUGGGAAGAGUUACCCAACACUAGUCCACCUGAGUUACUACCGUACUUACCUGCUACAAGUAGUGACGAUGAAGAGCACAGAAGUAAAUAUAAGUCCGAUUUCAUAGACAACGGUGUCGAUGAAUUCGAUGACACGCUGUUGGCCAGAUUUGGAUUAUCUGAUGAAAACUUACAUAACAAACCAAAGGAAAAGAAUUUCUUAGGUCUCACUACCACAGAGGUUGAAGAACGACUACAGAAACAAGCACGUGAAUCACCAUGGCAUCCUUACGUAGAAAACAAUCUAAUAAUCAAAACCGCAAUAUUAGAUAAACGAAAGGGUCUAUUCGCAAAAAGAAGACAGAUGAUCCUCACAGAGGGACCUCAUUUAUACUACGUCGAUACAUCAGCUAUGGUGCUUAAAGGACAGAUACCCUGGACCAAAGAGCUGAGAGCAGAGGCCAAGAGUUUCAAAGUUUUUUUUGUUCACACUCCAGUAAAAACUUACUAUCUUGAAGAUUUUAAGGGAUUUGCCGUGGACUGGGUCAAGAAGAUCCACGAAGUUCAUGAAUAUUACUUCGGCGCAUCGAGCUGUCAAUCACCGUCAAACAAAAGAAAUAACAGCAACUCCUAGAGGACUAUACGAUACAUAACAUGGUUAGAAGAGCGUAAAAAUUCCUUGGCUUUGCCAAUCUGUUACCGACGAUUAAUUUUCUUUUUGAUUUCCAAGAUGUAGAAAUGUUCUCAAGGACUUAUGCUUCUGUAAAUUUACGAAUAUUUUAGCUGGGGAAGAUUCUGCAAAGGAUACUGGACGAUGUACAUGUACACAUGCGUACUAAGUUGAAAUCACUCACUUGAGUCACGUGACAAGUCACGUUGUCACAUUAUUCAAUAAGCCAUAUUUGAUAUCUUGAAAUUCAAAAUUGCGAGGGUUUAGUCGUAUGGUACUUCAUGUUUGUAAAACACACUGAUCACCAAAUACAUUUAUUGCCAGGAAUAAAAUAAUGUACCAUACAUUUGAGCAAUAUUACGAAAUUUUUGAUAGAAAUGCUAGUCAGUUCACCACUCAACAAAGUUAUAAUAGAAUCUACAA